AUGGUCAUUUGCUCGCCCUCCGGACCAUUAGUCUUUUGGAAACCCGGAAAUAAGGAGUGGAAAGAGUUGUCACCCCCGGACUACCCAGAUAAUGGUGUUUUGGAUGUCAUACAUUACCAGGGGCAAUUUGUUGCCCUUGGCUACCAGGCUGAUAUAUUCACUUGUGAUGUGGAUGGACCAUAUCCAACAACUCAAGUUAUAUUGGAGACUCCAGAAUCUCCAGAAUUUCGAGAUAGCAUAAAUUUUGCUAUAAAUGAGUACUUGGUGGAGUCGGCGGGCCGUUUAUUGCUGAUCUUACGAUUUGAACAACGAGAGCAAAAGCAACGAUUCGAACAACGAGAGCAAAAGCAUGGAACCGUCAGUUUUCAGGUUUUCGUCGCUGAUUUAGAUACUAGAAAGUGGACGGAGCUUGAGAGCAUGGGGAAUGUAUCCCUCUUCGUGGGUUUCAACUCUUCCUUUUCAAUACAGGUUGAUGAGAACCAGCAAGUUAUCAAGCCAAACUGUAUUUACUUUACCUGCUGGGACGACAUCGGAAUAUACCACAUGGAAGAUGGAAGAAUUGAGUUUGACACAAAAGCUGAUUAUAAUUUUGAUCCGCCUCUAUGGAUUGAACCAAGAUUUUGA
Eucalyptus grandis is the source of this 624-nucleotide messenger RNA. RefSeq lists its product as uncharacterized. Bases 1 to 624 code for a protein of 207 amino acids. The transcript has a single exon. The record is from RefSeq and is a predicted model, not a curated record. NCBI's taxonomy places the organism in Eukaryota, Viridiplantae, Streptophyta, Magnoliopsida, Myrtales, Myrtaceae.